AUGGCAUCAUCUUCAAUAAAUCCAUCAACAAAAUCAGAUAAUAAUAAUAAUAAAAAUCAAUUAUCAGAAACUUUUAAUGAAAGUGACAAAAAUUUGUCAACAUCUUCUUCAAAUGUAGAAGAAACAAUAAACGAGCCAGGUGUUAAAAUUGUCAGAGGUCACCCUAUAGAACAAAAUAAUGAAACUUCUCCUUAUUUGAUUCAAAAACAAUAUUACUGCCCAUUAUCAGCUCCUUCGGUCAGCAAUUCUCUUCUAUCGCAUGAACCAUUAGCUAGACCAAAAAGAAGUACUGUAAAUUAUGCACGACCAUAUGAAGAAGUUCUGGUUGGACAACCAGGUACCGAUGUAUCAUCUGGAAUAUCUACAAAGUCGAAUGAGAAGAAAUCUUCAUUUACAACAAAACCUUCGUAG
Molecule: messenger RNA, 411 nt
Organism: Rotaria sordida
Lineage: Eukaryota; Metazoa; Rotifera; Eurotatoria; Philodinida; Philodinidae
Source: the annotation of a GenBank genome assembly